Molecule: messenger RNA, 984 nt
Organism: Prorocentrum cordatum
Lineage: Eukaryota; Dinophyceae; Prorocentrales; Prorocentraceae
Source: the annotation of a GenBank genome assembly
CCGCCUUGCUCUCACGGAGAUUGGUUGCGCCAAUGCUGCCAGUCCUGCUAAGCCCCCAGAAGGUUGGUGGAGUGGGCGUGCCAUUUUGUGUUGCUCCCGAGGCGGCCUGGCGCGCGCGAGCUCGGAGGCCUCCCCAUCGGACCCCAGCGACAGGAGCAGGUCCUUGGCGCUCGGCAUCGUGGUCAGCACCCAGCCAAUGCGGCCUGUCCUCGCCGCGGCGUCGCCUUUGUCGCCUCUGCUGGUGCAGGCGUCGCCCUCGCUCGACCGCGAAGGGGCGUCCCCAGCAGCCAACGGCCAGCGACGAGGGUCGGCGCCCGCGCUCGUCGACUGUUCCGCCGCGCCCGUGCAGUCGCCACUCAAGAAGACCUCCAGGGCCUCUUGGGCGGAUCUGCAGGACGAUCUCGACGGCGGGUGCAGCGAGGCCUCCACGGAGGCAACCCAGCGCACCCUCUCGGGCCACUCCAGCGGCGCCCUCUCGUCGGACGGGUCCGAGAGGUACUCGGGCGCCCUGGCCACCAGGCGGCGUAGCACGGGCAAGCUGGGCACGAUGCUGGCGCAGGGGCUCAUGCGCGAUGAUGGCACGGGCUCGAUGCUGACGCAGGGGCUCACGCGCGAUGCGGGCACGGGCAUGGCACCGGGCGGGGGCAUGAUGUUGGCACAGGGACUGAUGCCGGCGCUGCCAGAGGAGAGGCCCGGCUCGCCCAUCCUCGGCUCGCCGAAGCGAGGCUCGCCGAAGGUUGGCUCGCUCGUCGAGGUGGUCGGCACCUACCCGUCGGGCGCGCACGCUAUCGUCACCAACGUCAACCGCACGGAGGACAUCUACAAGGUCCGGCUGAUGCACAACGGUUCUCCCACCCGCCGCCUCAGGACAAUCCAGAGCAGACAUAUUCGCCUUCUGUGCCAUACAGAGGCAAUGCAAUAGUCUGCCUGGCAGCACGCUUGGGUGCCAUGAUAUAUUAUAUAUAUAUAUAUAUAUAUAUAUAU